AUGGACUCCGCGUACGAUCCUUCCUCCGAGGCCGAGCUCCCAUCUUGUGGCGGGUGCAGGAAGCGAAAGCUCAAGUGUUCGAGACAGAAACCGGCUUGUUCCAAUUGCGAGCGGCUACAAACGACAUGCGUCUAUGAAGCACGGCGGGCCAAGCCGGGGUUGAAGAGUGGUGCCGUGGAGGGUCUCAAUCAGCGGCUAGGUAUGGCUUCAUGUUACGCUACUGUUGCCCUUGACUUACGAAGGAACAGAAAAAAACCCCGGCGAGGUUAUGACGUGAUUGACGAGGCCCUUGACGAGUUGAUAGAUGUAUACUUUUCUCAUGUACAACCGUGGAUUCCCAUGAUCAACAUGAGAGACUUUAGGACACGGGCUCAAAGCAACAAGGACCAGGUCAAGGUUAUCCUCCAAGCCAUGGCUGUAGCCACGCUUCGAUAUCUUGAACCUGGUGGAGAACCCCUUUCACCAGAGUUUGUGAAGAAUGAGACUUGCAGCCUCAGACGAACAGUUCUAUUGGACGCCUUGGAUGGCCUCACUGUGGAGAACUUACAAGCCCUUAUCAUUAUUGCAUUUACCGAUAUUGGGGAUGGCAACUUGGACAAGGCCUGGCCUAUAAUCGGUUCACUUACGAGGACUGUUGAGUAUAUGGAACUAUCAGUUGAGGCUGAAGACCGUCAUCAGCGACCAGCCGUAUUACCAUCUGCAACUUGUCUACCUCCGCCUCUCAAAUGGGUUGAGGAAGAAGAGCGAAGGAGGGUUUUCUGGAACAUCUUUAUUCUUGAUAGAUGGAACACGAGUCUGACCGCUGCGGAUGUCUGUCGUAGACUACCCAUCUGUGGUGGUAAAUGGUUUGAAGAUGAGCCCGCAGUCACGCCGUAUUUUGGUAUUUGGGAUCGGUCAAGAGCCAAGAUUGGCAACUCCAUCACCUUUCUGCCAGGACACUACCCAAGCCCUUCUCACUCGACAGGCGCAGAAGCUAAUGAUGCCGAGCCUUCGUCACAUGCCCAGAAGAGCUCAGCUACUGUGGACAUGUCCAUGGUUGGCGCGUUUGCUUACUACGUCGAGUCUAUAGAGUCACUGAGCCAGAUAACAACCUACUUUUUGCAGACAAAGAUUGACUUUAACAACCGCCAAGAGGUUUCAAGUUGGCUAACGAGGUUUAAAGAGCUGGAUCUCCGCUUGGUACACUGGAAGAUGUAUCUCCCCCAGCAAUGGAAAGACUCAGGCAUUUCCCGAGAAACAAUGCCUGGAGUCAUGGAUCCAAACAUGACUGUGGCCAAUGCAACCCACAAUAUAUCCCUGAUUCUUCUACACCAACGAAUCGCUUACCCAGAUGCUGAACUGAAUGGAAUUCGACUGCCAAGUCUUUGCAGUGCUGAUACUUGCUACAAUGCUGCGAUGGAGACGGCAAAUAUGACGACCAAAUAUCUAGAGGGCUCAUCACCUAGACUGCCCGUAUCACCGCAACUGGGAAUCUGCGCUUUUGUUAGCGGACGAGUUCUUCUAGGUAAGUGGCCCCUUGUCGUUCAAGCAGAACUAAUGAUGGCAGUUCACUGGCGUUACUAUAAGACGGCUCUGGCUGAAGAGUACAUCGUACUGGUGGAUAAUUUGAAAGAAAUGUCCCGAAGAUGGCAUGGCCACAGAAUGCAAGAUCAACAGUCAUGCUUCUUUUCUCAGCUAUCUGAGCGACUAAGCAAUCUCUACUAUGAGUACCAAGGGGCCGAAGAAGCCACACCAGACUCCACUGGCCGCCCGAGACAGUCAAUAGACGUGGCCCUGGGUCCUCGGAUCCCUAACCCUACAAAUUCUUACCAGCCGUGCCCUCAAGCAAAUGUGGCAUCGCAGUUCUCAGCCCUAGUACCGUCUGUCUCUGUCGGGCAAGGCAAUCAGUGGAGAGCUGCUGACUCUAUAUCUCCGUCCAGCGCCAGAGCAGAUGAAUUGUCUGCAAUAUCGCAGAUCCUGAUGGACAACGACUUUUUGGAGAUGGACAGAAUUAUCAGCUUUGAGGACAUGAUGGCUGCGGGAGAUUUGCAGCACACAGUGCUAUGA
Messenger RNA from Fusarium vanettenii 77-13-4, 2046 nucleotides. RefSeq lists its product as uncharacterized. The record is from RefSeq and is a predicted model, not a curated record. Gene Ontology annotation, biological process: regulation of DNA-templated transcription; DNA-templated transcription. Gene Ontology annotation, cellular component: nucleus. Gene Ontology annotation, molecular function: zinc ion binding; DNA binding; DNA-binding transcription factor activity, RNA polymerase II-specific. NCBI's taxonomy places the organism in Eukaryota, Fungi, Ascomycota, Sordariomycetes, Hypocreales, Nectriaceae. The transcript has 6 exons. Bases 1 to 2046 code for a protein of 681 amino acids.